AUGUCCAGCCCAGGGCUCCCCCUCCUGCUCUUGCUGCUGGCGGCCCCGCCACUGCAGCCCUCCUGGCUGCCACCGCCAGAAACCCCGGAGGGCAAGGCCACCAUCACGGGCUUCAUCCUCUCCUCUCUGGACAGAGCCACGUCCUUCCUGAAGAAGAGGCUGCCCGAAAUCAACCUGGACGGUGUGGUGGGGUUCCGGAUGCUAGAAGUGCAGCUCAAAGGCGUUCAGGAGAAGUGGGCACGGGACUCCCAGCUGCAGCCGCUCGGCCUGCGUGUGGGCAAGCUGGUGGAGAAGUUGGCUCCUCUCCUCCAUGAUUCCAUCUUCUACCUCAACCUGAGUGACCCCAAAUACCUGAGAGAGUUCCAGCUGACCAUCGAACCUGGGUUUUGGAAGCUUCCACGUGCCUGGACCCGCACCGAGGCCUCCAUGGUCUACCCCACUUUUGAGCAGGAGGACUCCUUCUCAGAGGAGCUCAGUGACUUGUGCCUGGUGCAGCUGCUGGGAACUGGGACAAACAGCAGCCAGCCCUGCCGGCUCUCCAAUUUCUGCAGGACCUUCAUGACCAGGCCAGGUUGCUCUGGCUACUGCCUGUCCCACCAGCUACUCUUCUUCCUCUUGGCCAGAAUGAGAGGAUGUACCAAAGGGCUGUUCCGCCAGAGCCAGCACUACAUGAACAUCUUCUGCGCCAACAUGAUGGACCUGAACCGGAGAGCCGAUGCCAUUGGAUAUGCCUACCCGACCCGGGAUGUCUUCAUGGAAAACAUCAUGUUGUGUGGGAUGAGUGGCUUCUCCGACUUCUACAAGCUCCGGUGGCUGCAGGCCAUUCUCAGCUGGCAGAAGCCGCGGGAAGGAUGCUUCGGGGAGCCAGCUGCUGAAGAUGAAGAAUUUCCUAAAGCCAUUCAGUACCAACAGCAUUUUUUGAGAAGAGUGAAGAGGCGAGAAAAACAAUUUGCAGACGGCUGCUCCUCCCACAACACAGCCAUGGCUGUUGCAGCACUGGGUGGCUUCCUCUAUGUCCUGGCGGAAUACCCCCCAGCAGAGGGGAAGCUGUGGCCACCCACAAUGACACCGCCCGACGGCCACUGA
Messenger RNA from Rangifer tarandus platyrhynchus (Svalbard reindeer), 1086 nucleotides. The record is from the annotation of a GenBank genome assembly. NCBI's taxonomy places the organism in Eukaryota, Metazoa, Chordata, Mammalia, Artiodactyla, Cervidae.